AUGCAUGCAGCAACCUUUAACCACCUUAGAAUUCCGUCCUAUUGUAGUUCAAACGUGUUCCUCCGGUAGAACGCGAUAAAGCCAGCCGGGGUGGUUAGAUUUAUCCACCGGUACGUGCUUUUUGCGCGGUGAUCUCCCUGUUCCUGCUGCUGUUGCUGCUGGUGGCGACGUCGAUUAGCGGCGAUGAUCGACAACGCAAGCCUCCAUCCAUCAUCGGACAGAUCGAGCUGUUUUUUUUAUCUCUUUCGCAGCCACUGGGGAGCGGCCUGUCGUUCACCGUUCUCCUUUUUUGGGGGUUUGGCCAUUUUGACUCGACGCCAAAGGAAGUUUUGGUUAGCACACGAGCUUUGAAAAAGAUGAAACGCGAAGAAGAAGCGUCGAGAGCCUGGGUUGUAGUGCGUAUACCGGUGUGCCCCGAGCCCUAUCUUGCGUGGUGGUUAGGCGCGUGUGUGCGGUGCAUUGAAAAUAGGAGUGCAGUGCCGGAGGUGUUUGUGCAGGCAAAAAGUGUCCGUGCCGGAGAUCGUUGCAAUUGAGCGUUCACGUGUCCGCGAGUGUGCGUCACCAGUACCAGCAGCACCCCUUGUCCGUACCCAGGAAAGGCAAUUGUAUCGGUGCGCCGGAGGACACAGUGUCACUGCGGUUUUCUAGUGCGGCUGUUCGGAAGGGUAAUAGGCGCGAGCGAGGCAAGAGCAGCACCGAGGAGAUUCCACCAUCAUUCCGAUUCCGUCGACCUCGUGUUAGACGCCCGUCGCUGUACCGCUGCUUUUUGGGGGGCCCUGUUUUUUCCCCACCAACGUGGACCAUUUUAGGUACAAGGCUCUCAUUACGGAGAUCCAGCUACGCGGUGUUUGCGGUUUGGACUCGUCGGAGGGAACGAGUGUAGCUCAUUGAAGCCGUACCAGCUGAGAAGUGCGCACCGAUACGAUCCACCAUGGCGUCGACGCUCAUGUUCUGGAACAAGCAGAACUCCAACUCCAGCCAAAACGGAAACGAUGCCAAGAACACAAAGAACGGCCGCAACUGGCUACACGCACCGGAUGUGCUUGUCAACGGGCACGUCGCCUAUCUAGUCAAAUACCUCGGUAGUACUCCUGUGGAGCAGCCUAAGGGCAUCGAGGUGGUCAAGGAAGCCAUCCGAAGGUUGCAGUUUACGCAGCAGAUGAAGAAAGCCGAGGGCGGUGGCAAUGUGAAGACGAAGAAGGUGGAAAUUACCAUCAGUGUAGAUGGCGUGGCAAUACAGGAACCACGAUCGCUGACGAUCAUGCACCAGUUUCCGCUGCACAAAAUUUCCUACUGUGCGGACGAGAAGGGCGUGAAGAAGUUCUUCAGCUUCAUCGCCAAAACGGGCACGGGCUCGUCGACGACGGCCUCGAUCAGUUCCGGCGACGACACGACCAGCUCGAACAACUCCACCACCAGCACCACCAACGGCACGGAGGAUCGGCACGAGUGCUUCGUGUUCAUCUCCAACAAGCUGGCCUCGGACAUUACCCUGACGAUCGGGCAGGCCUUCGAUCUGGCCUAUAGGCGCUACGUUAGCGACAGCGGUAAGUCGCUCGAGUCGGUCAAACUGCUGGCACAGAAGAAGCAGCUCGAGCACACGAUCACCGCCUACCGGCAGCGGCUGCGGGACCUGUCCGAGCUGGUCUCGAAGGCGGAACUGGAGAAGCUGCUGCUGCGGAUGGGGCUGCGGGACAUCUGCGAGGUGCCGGCGCUGGAGAACGGCGUCGACGGGCACAGCACUUACAGCAGUAUCAACAAUAACAACAACAACGGCGCUGUUAAUGGCAGCAAGACGCCCGACUUGGGAAUUGAUGUAUCGUUACCGAACAAUGACGAUCAGCUGCUGAUCGAAACGUCACCGAAGCACUUCGCUCCGAUCGUUCCACCAAGGAACAUCCAAAAUCAGAUCAACAACACACUGGAGGCGUUCAAGCCAACGGUCGGCACGAAGCUGGAGGGUCUGCUGUUGAACUCGGACUCGGACAGCGAUUUUGAUCCACGUGCGCCCGACAACGACACCAGCCACACCACGAGCAGCGGCGGUGGAAACAAGAUCAGCAACGAUUUGUUUGGCUUCGAGCCGCCGAAACCGACGGCCAGCGCCUCGCUGGGCCAACAGCUCUUUGGCAGCAACAACAAUGGUCACAAUAAUGGCUUUGCCAAUGGUAACGGGCCCGUCACGAAUGGAUUCUCCGCCCUGACCAGUCCUCCUCCGAUUCUGGCUCCUCCACCAGCAAAGUCCGCGCCACGGAGAGCGGUACCACAGACGAACGGAAAUAGCAACGGAUCGAAUGCAUAUCAGGAUCUUUUCGGGUCGGCACCAUUCAAUCCGCAAAGCAGUGAUGACUCUACCUCUACACUGGACGAAUCGUCCUCCUUCGGGCUAAACGAUAAAACGUACAUCAUCAACAAGAACGGUGUUGCUGGCACCCGGACCACGGGUAACGCCACAUUACCGCCACCACAAGCAGGAAUAAGUCCCUUUACGCGCGAAGUAAACGUUUUGGCGAACAAUUCGUACAAGCUCGACUCUUCGAUACUUUCGUACAGCGAGUGUGGCAACGCUGGUGCACAUCCUGGUGUAUUACCCUUUAACGGUGGUACAGGUGCGCCUCCGUCCUCCUCCUCCUCCUCCAUUGGCAAUACCGGACCCGCCGGAGCGUCCACCACCAACACCGCCACAAGCACGGCGGCUAAUCUGGUCUCAAAAUUGAACCCCUUCGCGGCGGCCAUCAACGCACCAGCAAUACUGCGAAGCAAUCCGCUUGCCGCCGUACAGCACAAAACCGCCGCGUACGACGUCUUUACGAACCCGAGUGACAAGGAACGGCUAACCAUUAACACCGGUACGGGCUCAUGGCUGGACGCCGGAUCCUGUCACGGGAUACCGCCGUCCGCCGGGGGUAACGAAAGUGCUGCUGCUAACUGUACUGUUAACCCGCACGCACCUGCGGCCACCAUUGCAUCUGGUACUAACCACCUAAAUCAGAUCACCAUCACCCAGCUCGCCGACCCAUCCGGCGGCGAUCCGGCUGCCGCUUCCUCCGAGGCACUGUUUGAAGACUUUGCUCUGUCCGCCUUCAACGAGUUCAAGAAGGAUCUGAGCAUCAACAGUCGCACCGUGAAGCGGCAGUCGUCGUUGCUGCGGGACCGGUUCCAUAAUAAGCCAUCGGUCACUAAUGAUGUAGUAGCGCAGGUGGGCAAAUCUGUUGCUGAUGUUGUCAUUGUUGGGGACGGGCUCAAUGCUAAUGCCGCUGGUCUACGCUUGGGUGGGCCUAAAAUGCUUCAGCCGGAAUUGAAGACGACCAAGAACGGUUUCUUUAGCUCCGACGAUGUACUGGAUACGUUCGAUCCGCUGAAGAAGUAAAUUGGAAAUAUUUAUCUGCUGCAUCUCUCGUCUCCUUCAAUCUGUCGCUGCUCAUGUCCGUGGCUGUGUAACAUCUAGCGGUUACAAGAGGACAUAAAGUUGGCCACCAUCAAGCAGAAGUGCAGCAGAUACGGUUCCAGAUCACGUUAAACUCCCACACCAGCUGCACAGGAAAACAUAAAAUCCGAAACAAUCGAAAAAAUUAACAGACUCCAUCAAACGCUGGUGCUUCUGGAGAGCUGGUGGAGAGGAUUCGGGGGUUUUCGUUUUUUUUUGUUGGUUUGUUUGUUUUGUUAAGAAAAGCAUAAACGUGGCAAGACGGAAUGUGCUAUCCCCAGGAAAGAGAAAUGGGUGAAUAUGUAAUUUGUUAUAGUAAUUGUAUGUACUCCCUUAUAUCGUAAGAUAACGUUAUGUAUCAUCCCUUUCGCGUCCUUCUAUCUCCUAUGUGUAAACAUGUAUUGCGUCAACAAUGUAAAGGUGAUCAUUCUAACUGAUAUAAAACAACAUCAGAAAUGAAUCUCGAGGAACAUGGCACAUCCAACGGUGGGCUAGGUGUAAUGAUCUUGCACCAAAACUGUUAACACACAUACACAUACACGAUCUGGCACCCAUUUACAAGGGGGCAUUUAGGAAAGUUGUUUUCGGGUUACGAUGAUAGAGCUUAAAGAGAAAGAAAAGCACAUAUAGUCCCCGGAACAACAAAACCAAUGGUCAAUGAAGAAUAUACAAUUAAAACUAACGCACCUAAAGCAAUAUAGUAUUAUAAUUGACAAACGAGAUACGAACUCUAUCAGCGGAGCAAAAGGAAAACGGUGUGUUUUUUCGUGAUGUACAUCAUGCUAUAUGGAACAUAAAAACCCCACCCUCCGUACGGUAGCUUAAACAUAUUUACAUUUAAUCGAACCUCUCGAAAGGAAAUGGAAAUCGAUCUGCUCGGCGAUCAUUUGCAUUUCUGAAGUAUCUGUGGUAAAACUAUCUUAAACGAAACAUUCCCACAAUGUGUGUGCAGUAAUGGCAGAGAGCAUAAUUCUCGUUUCUGUUUAUGCUUUUUCUUUUUGUAAAUCAUUCGUUUUUUUUUUGUUAGGCGAGCAACGUUCACUUACAUUUACCGCUUCCAACUUUGUUUCUCCUUAAUGAAUCAAUUGGUGCAUCGGCAAGACAAAAAGUGGCGUACAGUGUUUAUUACCUGUUGAUUGUUAUACGAUACGAGGGAUUCUGCUUUAGGACGGGCGCGAGUGCAAAGUUUUGUUUUUCUUCUUAGAAUACUUUACUCUGCAUACUGUAAUAUUUCUGUAGUUUAGAUGGUUUAAUUUUAAAUCGAAAACGCUGAAAGAAGAAGAAGAAGAAGAUGAGAAACUAUCACCCUUUAGCGACAUGCACAAGACAAAAAGUCAUACGAAUAGUGAUCCGAUAGAGCAAUAGAUAAACACAUUUCCAUUUUUCCAUUUGAAUGCUACUGAAAAAAAAAACAAACCAAACGCAAACUUUUCCUUCCAUCGUGUUUGAAACAAUCCUCUUACAGAACGAGCCCCCGUUGAAAUCUGUGACCAGAAUAUCACGAAUGAACCAUUACAACUAAGAAUAUCCAAUAAACACGUAAUGUUAGUUCUGUAGGCAAGUGAGGAAGAUAAGAAAAAACAAACGGAGCGCACAAAAGUUGAAUCCAAAUUGUAGUAUCACUCGCGAUCUGUAAUGAUCCUUUUCUGUUCUGUCUUUUGUUUGUUUAGCAAGAUUCAUAAUUUUGGUUAGUUGAUACAGCA
Anopheles coustani is the source of this 5130-nucleotide messenger RNA. RefSeq names its product PTB domain-containing adapter protein ced-6 (gene ced-6). The record is from RefSeq and is a predicted model, not a curated record. The transcript is spliced from 11 exons. NCBI's taxonomy places the organism in Eukaryota, Metazoa, Arthropoda, Insecta, Diptera, Culicidae. The coding region runs from base 932 to 3370 and encodes 812 amino acids.